AUGCAGCUGGAGUACGUUGUCUCGCAUAUUGGCGGAGUGCCAAAUUCCGAUAAACAGUAUCUUUUGGAGAAACAGUGGGUUUCUGAAAAAUCCCUUACCUUCCCAGUGGAAAUUGAGCUUCAUCUCCGUCAAAAGAGUGAAAUUGAGAAGAUAGAAAUUGUUGCCCAUAACAAGUUCAUACCGAAAAAAAUCUCGAUAUACUCUGGCCGAGACGAGGAAGGAUAUAUUGGGGAUGUUCAGUUUAAGAGCAGGAAAAGUGACGAUCAAAAGUAUGAGCUGAAAAAUGUGUUUCUUGAUGAAAUUUGCUCCAUGUUGCUUUUAAGUGUAUCAGAAGCCCAUGCAGAUGUUAUCAAUAAUUUGGAAUCUUUGGUUGGUCUAGUCGAUGUCAAGCUUUUUGGUAAAUAUCUCCCAUCUGACGAGCCCAUUGAAGCAGAUCCUCGAGAUUUCAAACCGGGGAUUCCGCAAAAUGUGAUUCCAGAUCACAAAUAUUCAAAAGAACUUCAAGCAAUGAUUGGUGCAAUAGAGAGGAAUAAGCAGACGGCUGUUGCGAAUGAGGACUUCAAGCUAGCAAAAUCAGCUCAACUAGCUGUUCGGGAUUUGAAGAAAUCUACAAAAGAAAUGGAAGAACUGGAAAAUGAUAAAGGCGAGGCUGUAGCUGAUGAGGAUUUUCAAAGGGCGAAUGAUCUACAAGAUGAAAUCACUGCGUUACGAUCGAAUAUCCUUGCAUCAGUUGAUCCACGGUUGCUGGAGGAUACCAUGCCGAGAAAUGAAGAGAUACAUCGGCCAAAAAAUCUCUUCCCAGAGAACUCGGAGCUGCCUUCCAAACCGAAGCUUUAUCAACCAGUUGACCUUUCCCCAACUGAAGUUCAAGCUGAUCCAUCUACUGCAUUCCUUCUCCCACCUAGACCACCUUCUUCCAGUUCUUCCAGAAGAACUGUAACCCCGAAAAGACCCCAAACAAAUGACUCCGUGUCAACUAGAAGAAGUAGUACAACUUGGGAAGUUCCGAUUCGGCCGACUACUAUGAACUCUCAAAUUUCAAGAAAAAGGACUCCAUCACCAGUUGUCAGAAAGGCUCCGAGUUCUUCAUCAUCGAAUUCCACUUCUUCUUCUUCAAGACGAAGAAGCAAUAGUAUUGGAAUGGGAACAAAUAAGUUCCUUGAGAAAGAAAAUAUGAUUGUUCCAGCCGCCUUGAACAGAAAACGAUCGUCUUCUGUACAUCUAGAAUCUCAAGAUUUUGUGGAUAAAUCCACGGAUGAUAUAACUGAAGAGCAGGUUCUUUCGAUGGUUCCUCCGGAUCAGCGUGGAAAUGUUAGAUCAGCAAUUUCACUUUUUGGAUUGGAGCCUAUCGCAAAAAUCUACUCAAAACAUUUUGAAAAUCGAAAGGAAGGAAUCGAGGAAAUCCGUGAGAAAAUCGAUUCGUUGAGUGCGGAGAAAACUUCCAAAUAUUUCGAGAGCAUUAGCUGUUUGUUGGCUCAUUUGCUCAAAGAGCCACUAUUCACAGUUUACAAAGAUGUGCUUCUUCUCUGGCAUCACUUUUGUACUUCGAGGCUUCCAAAUAUGAAUCUUGAGAAGUAUAUUCAGAGAGUUGCAUCCGAGACAAGUGAAAUUCUAGCGACAAGAGUGUUGUCUAGUGAAAAACGACUAGUUUCGGAAACUUUGACAGUUUUCCGAGAUGGCUCGAAACUCCCUUCAAUCGCCAAAUCUUAUGGAACCAAAUUGCUCUCUUCAAACUCUAAAAAUCUGAAAGGAAGAGCUAUAUUGAUUGAGGUCAUUGCAAAACUCUAUGGUGUUCCGAAUGAGCCAACAGGAUUAAACGAUAAAGUGGUCGCUGGAUUUGCCACAAAGUGCAUCAGAACUUCUGAUCCACAAAUCCGAACUAUUGGAAAAGAUCUAAUGGUGAAGCUUUACAAGAAUGGAUCCAUAAAGGUCGUUCGUUCCGAACUGGAAAAGUUCGCCUCCUCUGAUUCCAACAAUCCCACUUACCAGAAGAUUGUUCGCGAAAUUUACAACUUUGACGGAAGCAGACCGAAGGCUGAAAAGAAGAAGAAAAUCUCGUUUAUGCUGUAACAUUAACAACCAAAUAAUAACAAAGAAAAACUGGAAAGUGUCUCUAUGUGA
Caenorhabditis elegans is the source of this 2121-nucleotide messenger RNA. RefSeq names its product UVR domain-containing protein (gene T06D8.2). The record is from RefSeq and is marked reviewed. The coding region runs from base 1 to 2070 and encodes 689 amino acids. The transcript has 13 exons. Lineage: Eukaryota; Metazoa; Nematoda; Chromadorea; Rhabditida; Rhabditidae.